This is a messenger RNA of Amborella trichopoda, 2848 nucleotides long. Its product is annotated as Pentatricopeptide repeat (PPR) superfamily protein. The record is from RefSeq and is a predicted model, not a curated record. Gene Ontology annotation, biological process: RNA modification. Gene Ontology annotation, molecular function: protein binding; zinc ion binding; RNA binding. Lineage: Eukaryota; Viridiplantae; Streptophyta; Magnoliopsida; Amborellales; Amborellaceae.
GCGUGCGAAGCAAACGUGCCCUGAAUGUCUUAUGUGCUCCGAAAUGAGUAUCUUACCAUAUGCCAUCAGUGCGGGUUACUUUUCGAUGAGUAUUUGUGUGGCUGCAAAACGAGUCCCGCCCUUUUUUCCUGUGGCCGCAAAAUGACCAUUUGAGCCCCGGCCACCUUCCCUUCGCAGCUCCCAUUCGAGAGGGGAUUACAGCAUGGCCGCAACCGCCAGGCAAGCGGCUCUGACCUCUAUCCCUUUCCGUUCCCCUAAAAUGACCGUUAUACCCUUCUCCAGAGCCCAAGACCCCCUAGGAUUGACUAUUAUGCCCCUAUCCGACCCCCUUGCCGUCCUGGGCCGGGCCUCCACUCUUGCCCAAGCCCAACAGGCCCACGCCCACCUCCUCACCACCGGCUUUGCUGUCCGCCCCCUCCUGGCCACCAAGCUCAUCAACCUCUACGCGCGCAAUGCCGCCCUCUCGCAUGCUGCAUUGCUCUUUGAAACCAUCCCGAGACCGGAUGCCUUAGCCUUUGCUUCCCUCGUCUCGGCAUAUACGCGCGCCACCCGUUUCUCCGAUGCCCUCAAAUUAUUUCAUAGAAUGGUAAAAUGUGGCCUCAUCCCUGACCAUUUUGCCCUCCCAAGUGCCCUCAAGGCUUGCGCCGGCCUCCCUGCACCUGAACCCGCUCGCCAGCUCCACUCGCUGUCCAUCACCCUUGGCUUCUCUUGUGACCCCUAUGUGCAAUGCUCUCUUGUCCACACCUAUGUAAAAUGCAAUCAAAUUGGUGAUGCGCGGCUUGUGUUUGAUAGAAUGCGUGAGAAGAAUGUGGUCUCGUGGAGUGCGAUUGUCUCGGGAUAUGCUCGGGGUGGGGACGUGGACGAGGCCAAGAGGCUCUUCAAGGAGAUGCAGGCCCAUGGGGUCGAGCCCAAUGUGGUCUCAUGGAACGGAUUGGUGGCGGGCCUUGCGCAAGCUGGGCUGGCCUCAGAGUCCCUGAGGACCUUUUUGGAAAUGGCCGCAAAUGGUUGUGGCCCUGACGGGACGACGAUCUCUAGCGUACUCCCAGCCAUCGCGGAAUUAGAAGACCUAGUGGGUGGUCGCCAAAUUCAUGGGUACACUAUCAAGCUUGGUUUAGGCUUUGACGUUUGUGUGGUGAGCGCGUUACUAGACAUGUAUGGGACGUGUGGGAAAGCCAAAGAAAUGUUGCAAGCCUUUGAGGACACGCCCACAAAGGAUGUGGGCUCAUUCAAUGCGCUUGUUGCGGGGUUUUCGCGUAAUGGGCUUGUUGACAAGGCAUUACAGGUGUUUCGGGAGAUAGAAGGGCUUGGUAUGGAGCUUAACAUUAUUUCGUGGACCUCAAUGGUGGCUGCAUUGGCCCAAAAUGGUAGAGACCUUGAGGCUCUAGACCUCUUUAGGGAGAUGCAAAUUACAGGCAUUAGCCCGAACUCGGUAACCAUUCCUUGUGUUCUCCCUGCUUGCUCGAAUAUCGCGGCAUUACAGCAUGGGCGUGCAGUGCACGGUUUCUCUAUAAGGAGAAAAAUAAGCUUUGACAUCUAUGUGGGGAGCGCAUUAGUGGACAUGUAUGCGAAGUGUGGGCGAAUAAUGGAAGCUCGCCGUGUCUUUGAUGCCAUGCCAAAGAGAAAUCUGGUGUCUUGGAAUGCGAUAGUUGGUGGUUAUGCAAUGCAUGGUCAAGCCAAAGAUGCUAUCGAGCUCUUUGAUUCCAUGCUUGAAAGAGGUUUCAGGCCCGAUCAUAUAAGCUUCACUUGUGUGCUAUCAGCAUGUAGCCAGGCAGGCUUUUUGGAAGAAGGGUGGAAAUACUUUCACAGUAUGGCUUGCGAGCAUGGGUUUGAGGCUCGAACCGAGCAUUAUGCUUGCAUGGUAAGUCUACUCGGUCGAGCAGGUAGGCUUGAAGAGGCCUACUCACUCAUAACCGAGAUGCCCACUAAGCCUGAUACCUGUGUUUGGGGUGCAUUACUCAACUCAUGUAGGCUUCAUAGGAAUGUGAAGCUCGGAGAGCUAGCUGCUGAACAUCUCUUUGAGCUCGAGCCAAGAAACUCUGGAAAUUAUGUGCUUCUCUCUAACAUUUAUGCGUCAGUUGGGUUAUUGGAUGGGGUGGAUAGAGUGCGAGAGAAAAUGAAGAGGUUGGGUUUGAGGAAGAGCCCUGGUUGUAGCUGGAUUGAGGUCAAGAAUAAGGUGCACCUGCUUUUAGCGGGCGAUAAAUCCCACCCUCAGAUGGCUCAAAUCAUCGAGAAGAUCGAGAGCCUGAGCUUGGAGAUGAAGAAGGCAGGUUGGCUACCAAAAACCGACUUUGUUCUUCAAGAUGUGGAGGAGCAAGACAAGGAGCAAAUUCUUUGUGGCCAUAGUGAGAAGUUGGCGAUUGGGUUCGGUCUCUUGAACACAACUAUUGGAUCGCAGCUUCGGGUUAUAAAGAAUCUUAGAACUUGUGGUGAUUGCCAUUCUGUGAUAAAGUUCAUAUCUAGGUUUGAAUCGAGAGAAAUAUUUGUGAGAGAUACUAACCGGUUCCACCAUUUUAAGGAUGGGGAAUGUUCCUGUGGUGAUUACUGGUGAUUUUGGUUUCAAGGAGAUGGAAGAUACUCUUCACAUUGAAUCAAGCAGUUGGUCCCUUUUAUGGUUCAAAACCAAUGGUUGAAUAUUUGUAAAUUAAGUCAUACAUGCUGUUUAGUUGAUACUCUUCAUAUUGAAUCAAGCAGUUGGCCUCUUGUAUAGUUCAAAUCAAUGAUUGAAUAUAUGUAAAUUAAGUCAUACAUGCUGUUUAGGGGCCAUUGUACAGUGCCACAGUAGGCUGAGAAAUACCCAAAUGAAACUCUGGUUCACGAAUCACGGAAGUAUAAUUUUAUAAUUUGGAAA